GUUGACAUUUUGUGGAAUCGUUGGCCUGAUUUUAAACUUGUUCCAACUUGACUCAUAAAAAAUUCAAUGUGAUUGGUACUGUAGUUAGUCUACAGUAUUCUAGAGGCAACCUUUUACGACAGGCCGUUUGCGGCCCUUAAACAACUGACUUUUUGAGCCACGAAGCUGGGCGCAAAUUGGCAAGACAGCGAAUCUGCUGUGCGAGCCAAACUGGCGCCAAGUCAGCAAGAGUAUCUCCUAGAUACACAAGGCGUGGGUGUUUGUAUGUAUGUAUGUGAGCCGCUAGCUAUUUUGAUGUUGCGGUCUAUUCGUAGCGUGGACACGAACCCAAGUGGUGUGGGUCUCGAGUGUGACACCAUUUUGAGCAAGUGGAAUUCUCGCACAGUGGGGUCAGUGUCAUGGGUCUUUUAUCAGUGGAUCAACCACAACAAGAACAGACCGCAGCUUUCAAUGAAUGUUUACAAAUGGCACAUUAAAGCAGAGCUUUGUUAUUGUGUAAAAUGUCCAGUAGUAGUUAUUGUAUAAUUAAUGCGAACAGUUGAGCUAAAAUGGGCAGCACCAAUGAAGUGGUCAUGGAAGUGGAGGAAACCCUCAGUUCCGAGGGCAGCUUUGCUAGCACCGUGGCGGGACAAUGUUGCAACUCCGAAGCUACAGUGGAUGAGCAACAGGCAAUACGACUUGACGAGGUGACAGUAACAGCACAAACCAAAGGCAAGAAGAGUCCUAGCGAACUCUCUGGGGGCAACAACUAUGCGUCGAGUAAAAAUGUUGCCGAGGGUUUAAUGGAUAUAGCUUUGCUCUCGGCCAAUGCGAAUCAGCUGCGCUUCUUAAUCACCUACAAUCACGAAGCUUCCACAUACUACUACAGUCUGGCUCUCGUUAUACUCUCCCUCGUGCUGCAGGUUCUCGUGGGCAUUGUUCUAAUCUUCAAGCGUCGUCUGAAACAUUGUCGCCAAAGUCGUCACUAUGUGAGAACCAAUGAAGUGCUUAUAAUGGGUGUAUUCCUUGUCACUGUGAUUAAUGUGCUCCUGGCUGCCUUUACCACAACCGAUGGACAUUCCAAUUAGACUAAAACCAUGCUUUUAUAUUAUUAAAAAUUUAAUUGUAUUUAAUACAAUAUAUAACAGAAAAAAUCGAUGAAAAUGCGUUGGCAACGAUCAACGGACGCAUAUUGAUGAACAAUUCACGAUCACAGAUUAAUCGUUGGCCAGGCCUGGUAAAUGCACUUGACGUAUCUGACGUACGAUAUCUCAGCUUUGUAAUAUAGACUUAAGGAUAAGGUAUUAGCUUAACCAGAGAACUCCUUCUUGAUGCACUUGGCAAUGGUGCUCAACUGCAUGUUGGUGGUGCCCUCAUAGAUGGCGCCGAUCUUGGCAUCACGAUAGUAUUUCUCCUGGGGGAAGUCGCGGGUGAAGCCGACACCGCCCAUCCAGUCAAUGCACUUGGUGGCGGCACGCUGAGCCACCUCGGAGGCAUAGAACUUGGCCAUGGCCGCCUCCUUGAGGAAGGGCACACCAGCCUCCUGCAGGCGAGCAGCGUUGUAGGUGAGCAGACGAGCCGCCUCAAUCUCGGUGGCGAUCGUGGCGAUCUGGUGCUGCAUAGACUGGAAGUUGUAGAUGGCAUCGCCGAACUGCUUACGUUCCAGCAGAUAGGGAAUGGUGGCAUCAAAGGUACCUUGGGCCAGACCCACCAUCUGGGCGCCGAUGCCAAUGCGGCCUUCGUUCAGGAAGCCGGCGGCAUACUUGUAACCAUGUCCAAAGGUGCCCAGGAUAUUCUCCUCAGGGACGCGGACAUUGUCGAAGGUGAGCAUGCAGGUACCAGAGGCACGGAUACCCAGCUUGUCCUCGGGCUUGUUCACAAUCAGACCGGGAGUCUCGCGAUCCACAAUGAAGGUGGUGAUGCCACGAUAGCCCUAAACAGCCAUAAAUAAAAUUAAAAUACGUUCUGAAUACAAUCCUGUUAUCCCAUUAGACUUACAUCUUCUGGCUUAGCAUUGGCAAAGACCAAGAAAACACCAGCGACAUCUGAGUUGGAGAUCCACAUCUUGGUGCCAUUGAUGACAUAGUGGUUGCCAUCCUUCUUGGCCACAGUCUUCAGGGAGAAGGCGUCAGAACCUGCGCCAGGUUCCGUCAAUGCAAA
Molecule: messenger RNA, 2139 nt
Organism: Drosophila sulfurigaster albostrigata
Lineage: Eukaryota; Metazoa; Arthropoda; Insecta; Diptera; Drosophilidae
Product: ninjurin-B
Exons: 4
Coding region: 549-1067 (172 amino acids)
Biological process (GO): tissue regeneration; cell adhesion
Cellular component (GO): membrane
Source: RefSeq, a predicted model, not a curated record